CUCUCUCUCUCUCUUCUCUCUCUCUCUCUCUCUUCUCUCUCUCAGUAUCUCUCUCCCACACAGUUACAGAGCCGACACCACAGACGAAACUCAGAAGAGAAGAAGAAGAAGAAGAAGCAAAAAAUGAGUAACCAUUGCUUAGAACUCUCUUCUAACAUUCUCGCUUCUUCCAAAUCUCAUCAUCGUUUCUCUCCUUCCAAGCUCUCCAAUCCCACCUUCUUCUCUCGUUCCGCCAACAACUACAGAGCAAAAUCCAAGCUUGCCUCUUCUUCUUCUUCUUUCUCCACUUUUCUCCCAUGUCUCAACCGAAGAAAUGGCUCCGUUACACGUGUUCUCAAACCCGUCUCAGAGCUAGCCGACACCACCACCACCAAGGCCUUUUCCCCGGAGGUAGUCGGGAAAAGAACCGAUCUGAAGAAGAUUAUGAUCCUCGGCGCUGGUCCGAUUGUGAUUGGGCAAGCCUGCGAGUUCGAUUACUCUGGUACUCAAGCUUGUAAAGCCCUAAGAGAAGAAGGUUACGAGGUGAUUCUCAUCAAUUCGAAUCCGGCUACUAUCAUGACCGACCCGGAAACUGCUAACCGGACUUAUAUCGCUCCGAUGACUCCUGAGCUCGUUGAGCAGGUUAUUGAGAAAGAGAGGCCUGAUGCUUUGUUACCUACCAUGGGUGGUCAGACCGCGUUGAACCUUGCUGUUGCUCUCGCUGAGAGUGGUGCUCUCGAGAGAUACGGUGUUGAGUUGAUUGGUGCUAAGCUUGGUGCGAUUCAGAAAGCUGAGGAUCGUGAUUUGUUUAAGCAGGCUAUGAAGAACAUCGGCCUAAAGACUCCACCUUCAGGGAUUGGUAACACUCUUGAUGAGUGUUUCGACAUUGCUGAGAGGAUUGGUGAGUUCCCUUUGAUUAUUCGUCCUGCGUUUACUUUAGGUGGUACUGGUGGUGGGAUUGCGUAUAACAAAGAGGAGUUUGAGUCCAUUUGUAAAGCCGGUUUGGCUGCGAGUGUGACUAGUCAGGUUCUUGUUGAGAAGUCGUUGUUGGGUUGGAAAGAGUAUGAGCUUGAGGUGAUGAGAGACUUAGCUGACAAUGUUGUCAUUAUCUGUUCCAUUGAGAACAUUGAUCCUAUGGGUGUGCAUACGGGUGAUUCCAUUACUGUGGCGCCUGCACAGACACUAACGGAUAGAGAGUACCAGCGGCUUAGGGAUUAUUCCAUUGCCAUUAUACGGGAGAUUGGUGUUGAGUGUGGUGGAUCUAAUGUGCAGUUUGCUGUUAACCCUGUUGAUGGUGAAGUUAUGAUCAUAGAGAUGAACCCUAGGGUCUCGAGAUCUUCUGCUCUUGCUUCCAAGGCUACAGGGUUUCCCAUUGCUAAAAUGGCGGCCAAGUUGUCUGUUGGUUAUACCUUGGAUCAGAUUCCUAAUGAUAUCACCAGGAAAACACCGGCUAGCUUCGAGCCCUCCAUCGAUUAUGUCGUGACUAAGAUUCCUAGAUUCGCAUUUGAAAAGUUUCCAGGAUCUAAGCCCUUGCUAACGACCCAGAUGAAGUCUGUUGGGGAGUCUAUGGCACUCGGCCGCACAUUCCAAGAAUCUUUCCAGAAAGCUCUGAGGUCUCUGGAGUGUGGAUUCUCAGGUUGGGGUUGUGCAAAAAUUAAAGAGCUAGACUGGGACUGGGAUCAGCUGAAAUACAGCCUUAGAGUCCCAAAUCCGGACAGGAUCCAUGCGAUAUAUGCUGCCAUGAAAAAGGGUAUGAAAAUUGAUGAAAUCCACGAGUUGAGCAUGGUAGACAAGUGGUUCCUAACCCAGCUUAAAGAGCUCGUGGACGUGGAACAGUAUCUUAUGUGCGGAUCAUUGUCAGAGAUUACAAAAGAAGACCUUUACGAAAUCAAAAAGCGGGGAUUUAGUGACAAGCAAAUCGCUUUUGCUACAAAGAAAACCGAGGAAGAAGUCCGUACCAAGCGGAUUUCUCUAGGAGUUGUUCCAUCUUACAAGCGAGUGGAUACAUGUGCAGCAGAGUUUGAGGCGCAUACUCCAUACAUGUACUCUUCAUAUGAUUUUGAAUGUGAAUCAGCUCCGAACAACAAGAAGAAGGUUUUGAUUUUGGGUGGAGGGCCAAACCGUAUUGGUCAAGGGAUUGAAUUUGAUUACUGUUGUUGCCACACUUCUUUCGCCUUACAGGAUGCUGGAUAUGAGACCAUAAUGUUGAACUCAAACCCUGAAACCGUAUCCACAGAUUAUGAUACAAGCGAUAGGCUCUACUUUGAACCUCUCACAAUUGAGGAUGUUCUCAAUGUUAUCGACCUUGAGAAACCUGAUGGAAUCAUUGUGCAAUUCGGUGGUCAAACUCCUCUGAAACUUGCUCUCCCGAUCAAACAUUAUUUGGAUAAGCACAUGCCCAUGAGCUUGAGCGGAGCGGGACCUGUUCGCAUCUGGGGUACAUCACCUGACUCCAUUGAUGCUGCUGAAGACAGAGAGAGGUUCAAUGCAAUUCUCGACGAGCUGAAGAUUGAGCAGCCCAAGGGAGGCAUUGCAAAGAGCGAAGCUGAUGCAUUAGCCAUAGCGAAGGAGGUAGGCUACCCAGUUGUGGUAAGACCUUCUUAUGUUCUAGGUGGGCGGGCAAUGGAGAUAGUUUAUGAUGACAGUAGACUAAUAACCUACUUGGAAAAUGCGGUUGAAGUUGACCCAGAGAGACCUGUUUUGGUAGAUAAAUAUCUCUCAGAUGCCAUUGAGAUCGACGUUGAUACCCUUACUGAUUCCUAUGGAAAUGUGGUAAUUGGUGGAAUAAUGGAGCAUAUCGAACAAGCUGGUGUGCAUUCUGGUGACUCGGCUUGUAUGCUUCCAACACAAACCAUCCCAUCUUCUUGUUUGGAAACUAUCCGUACAUGGACCACUAAGCUGGCGAAGAAGCUAAAUGUAUGUGGGCUGAUGAACUGUCAGUACGCAAUCACAACAUCUGGGGAUGUUUUCUUGCUUGAAGCCAAUCCCAGAGCUUCCCGUACUGUCCCUUUUGUCUCAAAAGCUAUUGGACACCCUCUUGCCAAGUAUGCAGCGCUGGUCAUGUCGGGCAAAUCUCUGAAAGAUCUAAACUUUGAAAAAGAAGUCAUCCCUAAACACAUCUCUGUAAAAGAAGCUGUUUUCCCGUUUGAGAAGUUCCAAGGAUGUGAUGUGAUACUUGGGCCAGAGAUGAGAAGCACAGGAGAAGUGAUGAGUAUCAGUUCUGAAUUCUCUAGCGCGUUUGCAAUGGCUCAGAUCGCUGCAGGUCAAAAGUUACCUUUAACCGGCACAGUCUUCCUCAGCUUAAACGAUAUGACCAAAUCACACCUAGAGAAAAUCGCGGUGUCCUUCCUCGAACUCGGGUUCAAGAUCAUUGCCACCUCGGGAACAGCUCAUUUCCUAGAACUGAAAGGCAUUCCCGUGGAGAAAGUGCUGAAGUUGCAUGAAGGAAGACCACAUGCUGCUGAUAUGGUGGCUAAUGGUCAGAUCCAUUUGAUGUUGAUCACAAGCUCGGGAGAUGCUCUAGAUCAGAAAGAUGGGAGAGAGCUCAGACAAAUGGCUCUAGCCUACAAGGUCCCUGUUAUAACCACGGUGGCUGGAGCAUUAGCCACUGCUGAGGGAAUCAAGAGCUUGAAGUCAAGUGCCAUUAAAAUGACCGCUCUUCAGGACUUCUUUGAGGUAAAGAAUGUAUCUUCUUUGCUCGUCUGAGUUAGUUUUUAAUUUACAUGUUUGAUCGUUUGUGUGGAACUUUUACGAUGUCGACUAAAUUUCAACGGAUUUUGUUUACCAUAAGCAUUUCUAUGAAUAAUCCUCUAAGGUCCCAUUUUCGAAAUGCAAUAUACAUUUUAUUUUAUCAGUAAGUCGCUGUUUGUAUCAGAAUAUCAGAUCAUGUAGCCAUUAUGGCUUAGACUUGUGUCA
Molecule: messenger RNA, 3894 nt
Organism: Camelina sativa (false flax)
Lineage: Eukaryota; Viridiplantae; Streptophyta; Magnoliopsida; Brassicales; Brassicaceae
Source: RefSeq, a predicted model, not a curated record